UACUACAGCACACCAAUGCUCUUUUAUAUCCUCACGUCGUCAAUAUAGUUCUUGCCAUCGUUCGUAUUCUUAUCGUCUUCGCGUACCGUUCAGCUAUGGUGAACUGGAAAGAUCCCGCUGUGGAAAAAGUCUGUGCCAUCAUAUACAGUCGGAUGUCUGCUGUGCUGCUUGGUGUAUACUUAUGGUACUUCUGUGUUACCUUUAAGACUGUAGAAGGAGCUCUUAUCCUUCGCAAGUUGAGAUUUUCACUCACCUUGAUUCCAUAUUUUCUUGGACGAUAUAGCACAGCUGUUUCUGUCAUCUCUGAUGAAAAUCGACCAGCAGGGAGCCCGGAGGAUGAACGACAAAGUACGUUUGGCUUAAGACAGGUAACGGUAGUCUUGUUGCAAACACAUAAAGAAAACAAGUAUGCUACGGAUUCGUGUACGCUACGAUCUACAUAAGGUUCAUGCUCCGACCGCUAAUCUCCAUGAGUCGCCGAAGCGCCCAAUUUACAACACACCCACUCGCUAAAGGCGACGAAUAACAAAGUCACCCACUGAAU
Messenger RNA from Somion occarium, 544 nucleotides. NCBI's taxonomy places the organism in Eukaryota, Fungi, Basidiomycota, Agaricomycetes, Polyporales, Cerrenaceae. The record is from the annotation of a GenBank genome assembly.